CUUUCAUUGAGAGCCUCUAUUGUCUCUCCAACAUUUGAGUAGGAAUCAAGAAACAUUUGGCAAAAAUCAGGUGAGACCCAUCCCCCAAAAGAAACUAAAAUUCACCACAAUCAUGCAGAAAAUCCAGCCAAGAAUCUAUUCUAAAAAAAUCAGAUCAUGGAAGAAUCUUGUUCAGCUUGUGGAGAGUGAGGAAGAAGGACGUCAAAAGUUCCUGGAUCCGACUACGCUUAGGAACGAAACACAAUGGCCGAGUACUGCCACCUCCAACGAAGCGCCGCUAGGCUCGGCGCUCGCCAUUUUUCUUCAUCUCCCCUCUUCGUCGUCCGACGGUGCCUCCAAGUCGAGCUCUAGCAAGGCAGAUUGUCCAGGUCGCAACUCCCUUGCCCAACGAGCAAUAGGUCGGCAAGCCUCAAAUCUGGCGGCGGCGAGGACAGGGGAUCAUCAGGCGUCGCUCGCAGCGGUCGGCCCUAUGGCUUCUAGGCUGUCAGCAUCUUCAUGAAACCCAUGAGGAACAAAUGCGAGCGGCAGGUCGCUCACAAACCAGGCGCAGGAAGUGAACAGGUCAAUGACCAAGAUUCCAGGUCUGCGUCUUCAGUUCAUCUGAAUGCCACACUCGGCGGUGCAAGAUAACGAAUAAGCUCUGGCCGGCAAGACAUGUUGGGGAAGACUUCCAAGGAGACAGCACCCAGGGAGACGGUUUCCGAGUUUCUGAGUGGUGAAGGCUCCCAGCGGCGAUGGCUCCCUUCUGAUCUGGAUCUCCCAUUCUCUCCGGAGUCAGGACAUAGCGGUAGGCUGCCUUCUUUCCAGGCCUAGCGGGAGCUCGAAAGAAUGAGUAGGAUGCAAAGACUGCAUCAAGCCUAAAAUUAAUCCUCACGAUGAUGGGUCACAAUUCCAUCAACCCAAUUUCAGCCCAUGCCAAAAGCUAAGUAUUCAAAACUCCAUCCGUACAAUUUGUAUGUGAGAAAAUGUGACAAUAUUUGAUCAAAAAAAUAUAAAAUGAUUCAAUAAAAAAAUCAUAAAUUGAAUCACUUGAAAAGAUAAAUUAAGUGGUAUAAUUGCUUUUACUCUUUUCAAAUGUGUGUAAUUUUAACAUUGAAAACGGACUUAUGAAAUCCGAUCACUCACGUACACCGGACGAGAACACACACUCGUACAAUGGCCGAGCACACACACUCGCGCCACCGGAUCAUGUCAUAUGGGUGUGGCGAUUUAUAAGCUCCAAUAUAAAUGUUAAUACCACUCGCGCACACUUUUGAUUUCGUACGAGUUCUUGUGUGCUCUUACCCCUUCCUAGUGCAUCACACUCCGACCUCGGGGGACGAGUCGCCCGUUCAAAGUCUUCACUUGCGGGUUCGAACUACUAACCUCGGGCGGUGAGUUAACCUCUUUUUAGGGGCCUAGAGCCAUGCUCUUUCAAGCAAUUUUGUCACUUAAUUGACAUUCACAUUUCCCAAAAAAGUCGAUAUACUUUAGUUCUGUGGGGUUGGAUUAUCCGUUCGAAUGGUGACUCCGAGUCACUUACUCGCGGAUUCAAUCUUCCUUUCGGAGACUGGGUUGAGGCCUAACUUGGAAAAUUGAUGUCACUCUUUUCAAGUAGUGAGUCCGACUCACUCACUCACUUAAUUGACAUUCACAUUUCCCGAAAAGGUCGAUAUACUUUAGUUCUGUGGGGUUGGAUUAUCCGUUCGAAUGGUGACUCCGAGUCACUUACUCGCGGAUUCAAUCUUCCUUUCAGAGACUGGGUUGAGGCCUAACUUGGAAAAUUGAUGUCACUCUUUUCAAGUAGUGAGUCCGACUCACUCACUCAUUUAAUUGACAUUCACAUUUCCCGAAAAGGUCGAUAUACUUUAGUUCUGUGGGGUUGGAUUAUCCGUUCGAAUGGUGACUCCGAGUCACUUACUUGCGAAUUCAAUCUUCCUUUCGGAGACUGGGUUGAGUCCUAACUUGGGAAAUUGAUGUCACUCUUUUCAAGUAGUGAGUCCGACUCACUCACUCACUGAGUCGUGGUUCAACACCAGACCAAACGCUCUAUUAUACACCUGUUGCUUUUAUGUGUAGGUACGACUGAACGAGGAGUAGCCUGAUGAGUUCAAGCCCGACGAGAAGAACGGUUCUAGUCAUCCUCUUCACAGAUGGCGAGCAUUGCAAUAAAGGCUGAGGAUUUCACCUCUUCUUCAUCUUGGGGGCGUCAGGUGUACUCUUUUUCCCUUCAUUGGGAUUUUUUCCCAUUGGGUUUUUUCCUAAUGAAGGUUUUUAAUGAGGCAUCUCCCCGACAUGGACAAGGGUGGGGAUCUUCCAGUCUCGAAGAAGAGCAACUGACUUGGACUACUCCCUCUUAGCCGAGUUUACUACUCGACUAAGGGAGUGGGGGACUCGUGAUGGAGUAAUAGGACUAGGCCCAGAGCCUAAUCGGCCCAAGCCCCGAACUUGGACCCAUGGAUCCAAGUCCACAACCUGGAGCCUAUCUACCAGUCCAGCGGGGAGCCUGUCAGUCCGCCCGACCUGUCAGCUGGGAAAAGUAACGGUCAAGCAAUUAAUGCGUUGUUUAAUUAUGUAUUUAAUUUCGUAUUAAUGUUGUAAUUAAUUAAUUAUUAUUAUCGAUAGCGGUUACGAUUUGUAUACGCCUAUAAAAGGCAGAUUGUAAUUCAGAUUAGGGGAGGAACUUCUAGAGGCUAUUUCUGGCUAUCAAACUCUCUAGCGACUUUCCAUAUUUGUUCUUACUUUCUUGAUUUCUGCUUGAGUAUUCUUACGUAGCUUUCCUAAAAGCCUACGAGCGUCCUAUUUUGGACCAACAUAAAGUAAAUUAAAAACGGAAUUACGUA
Messenger RNA from Cuscuta epithymum, 2822 nucleotides. Lineage: Eukaryota; Viridiplantae; Streptophyta; Magnoliopsida; Solanales; Convolvulaceae. The record is from the annotation of a GenBank genome assembly.